This is a messenger RNA of Oncorhynchus masou masou (cherry salmon), 2517 nucleotides long. RefSeq names its product signal peptide peptidase-like 2B. Gene Ontology annotation, cellular component: cytoplasmic side of endoplasmic reticulum membrane; lumenal side of endoplasmic reticulum membrane; Golgi-associated vesicle membrane. The coding region runs from base 776 to 1129 and encodes 117 amino acids. Gene Ontology annotation, molecular function: aspartic endopeptidase activity, intramembrane cleaving. The transcript is spliced from 3 exons. Lineage: Eukaryota; Metazoa; Chordata; Actinopteri; Salmoniformes; Salmonidae. Gene Ontology annotation, biological process: membrane protein proteolysis. The record is from RefSeq and is a predicted model, not a curated record.
UACUCUACUACUGUACUAUAGUCUACUACUGUACUCUACCACUGUACUGUAGUAUACUGCUGUACUGUACUCUACUACUGUACUGUAGUAUACUACUGUACUCUGGUCUACUACUGUACUAUAGUCUACUACUGUACUCUACUACUGUACUAUAGUCUACUACUGUACUCUACCACUGUACUGUAGUAUACUACUGUACUCUACUUCUGUACUAUAGUCUACUACUGUACUGUAGUCUACUACUGUACUCUCCUACUGUACUAUAGUCUACUACUGUACUGUAGUCUACUACUGUACUGUACUCUACUACUGUACUGUACUCUACUACUGUACUAUAGUCUACUACUGUACUGUAGUCUACUACUGUACUCUCCUACUGUACUGUAGUCUACUACUGUACUCUACUACUGUACUCUACUACUGUACUGUACUCUACUACUGUACUAUAGUCUACUACUGUACUAUAGUCUACUACUGUACUGUACUCUACUACUGUACUAUAGUCUACCACUGUACUAUAGUCUACUACUGUACUGUAUUUUACUACUGUACUGUGUACUCCACUACUGUACUAUACUCCUGUAGUAUCCUACUGUACUGUACUCUGCUCUGCUCUUGUUAUCGUAUAAUAUCUAACUCUUGUUGUCGUAUAAUAUCUAACUCUUGUUAUCGUAUCUUUCUGUGGCGAGAUAUCUGUACUCGUCCCUGUUGAGCUGACCAUGUUCUUUCUUUCUCAGGUCUGCUGAUAGCCUACUGUCACAGGUUUGACAUCCUAAUGCAGUCCUCACGGUUCUAUUUCCUGGCCUGCACUAUCGGGUAUGGUAUCGGGCUGCUCAUCACCUUCGUAGCUCUGGCCCUGAUGCAGAUGGGUCAGCCGGCCCUGUUAUACCUGGUGCCUUGCACCCUCCUCUCCAGCCUGGCGGUGGCGCUGUGGCGCAAAGAGCUGCCAUUAUUCUGGACAGGAAGUGGAUUUGUGCCUCCCAUAGCUCUGCAACCAAUCAACUGUAUGCAAACCCCAGGACCACCCACAGAUGACCCCCUCACCAAUCCUGAGCCACAAGGUCCUGAUGCAACCAAUCAGAGUGAGGACACUCCCCUUCCAGAGAAAGAAGCCAGCAAAUCAGAGUAAAGGACUUCUAGGAUGCCAAUUUCUUAUUCAUUUCAUUUUAUUUUUGACACAUAGGAUCUCAAUGGAACACUAUAAGUUCUUAAACAAAUGACACAUAGGAUCUCAAUGGAACACUAUAAGUUCUUAAACAAAUGAUAAACAUUUCAGUGCACUUGGUGUGAAAAAGGGUAGGAAAAGGACUGACGGGAGAGAGGGAGGGCACUCAACCUCCAGUGGCAGUUCUUCAACGUGCGAAACACCUCGGGGUCAGCAGGGAUCAGCACUGGCUGAGAGUCCUGGAUGAUGCGCUGUCGACCCAGGUCAAAGAGCACAACAUACACAGCCCCGACUGCGACCUACGCUGACUUAACGCCCCUCUCAUGAGUUUUAUCAUCCUGUCACAUAAAAUAGACGUUUUGUCUCCAAACUCUCCUGUCCUCCAGUUCACCAUUUAUCCCACCAGUCCUAUGCAAAAUAGUAGUCAACAAUCUCCACAACUAGAAGGUCAAUGUGUUGCAGUCCGACCAUCAGAAGCUCUGUCGGUUAGCUUGUUCCCAAUUUUUCCAAUCUCCUUUAUUAAGUACUUUGAAGAAGAAGAACCACACUACGGCUUGUCUCUCUGUUUAUGAAAGAGGAAGUGUCUACCGUACUACAUACCCGAUAUCAUGUGGUGCUAUCAUGGAUUCUCAACGACCGAAACGGUAUAGAAUGAUUAUCGAUUUAGGGGGUCAAGGGGCGGUUUCCUAGUGAACUAAAAAAGCAAGCUUAAUGGAGAAUCUCCUUGUAAAUUGUUAUAAAUCCUGGAUAAGGCUUAAUCCGUGCCCGGGAAACCUUCUCCAAUAGUUUUUUGAUUUGGUUUAAAUCUGAACUUUUGACCUUUUAUUGUUUUUGCAUGCUAUGGGUUUGGUUUAGACCAGGCUGUCAACAAUAGUGUGUGGUUUAUAUAGUAGCUUACACACUGUCUUUAUAUAAUACUAAGGGUGCAACAGUUAAUGUUGUCCACACCGUUUCUCUAGUAGAUUUUGUGGUCCCAUUUUCCAUUAGGUGUAAAAACCCAUGUAUUUAUGUGGUAGAUACAUACAGUAGUAUAUAGGUGUAAUUACAUUGUAGGCAGCUAGGUUCAAAUAGUACUUAAACGUGUUUAACAGUUUUUAAAGUUGUAACUAAUUACACUAACUACUUACUGGUAUGUAGCUACCAUGUGAACACAUGGGUUAUAAGGAGACCUAAUGUAGAGCGACCAAUUUUGGUUAUAUAAUUCAUAUUGUCUUAAUGGGUUUUGGCCUUACUGGUGUCCAUGGUUACAAUUGGAAUGUCUCUGUGCAUAGUGCUUUAUGAAGACAGAGUUCUGUAUUCAUGUGUUAGCUUAUUAUGUUUCUUAAACUGAUAAGUGAUACUUUAUGUUGUGU